GCAACUUCAGUCGAUUAUCUCGGAAACAAAAACAGAUUAGCGUGUUUUCCCAAAUGAAUUCAAAUUAAUGUUAAAUUAGUCAGUUCAUAUCGAGGACAGGGGGCGGGUGUUUGUCAAAAAAAAAAAAAAAAAAGUUAGUUUUUGCAGACUUUAGGGAGAGGCGCGGUUAAUGUUAGCCCGUGGAGGGCUAGCAGCAGGCGUUAGCUCGGAUAGUUUAGGUUCCUGUGAAAAUGUGAAACUAGUGUAAAGAUUUCUUGGUGCUUUGUUACUGGACAGAAAAAUGGAGGUGGCUGUUAAAGGGAAGGCCAAGAGGAGGCACCUAAAUGCAGAAGAAUGUGAUGGACUGGGACGAAGUGCACAGGGCACGGAUGUCCUCACCCAGCCUCACACCUUUAACCAGAGGAUGAGGAACCGCAACCCAAACUGGGGACUUUACCCCAGGACACCCACUAAGCGGCCAAAGUUUGCACCUGCCACAGGAAGUCCUUCUGGGCGACAGAAGGGCAUCGGUGAAUUUUUCUCUGUGACAAGAGUCCUCAGUUCCAGUCCGCAGAAAUCCUCCCUACCUUCUACCUCUAAAGAAGGGCCAAAAGCUGUGGAAGAAGAGGAGGAUGAGGAUGAUGACAUCAGCCUGUUGGCUGUCCCUUUAGCACCAGAACUCAGGGGGAAAGAGGAUGAAGAGAUUGAUGACAGUCUUUUUGCUGCUGUGAUGAUGCCGGAGCCUCAGGCAGAUGAAGAGGAGGAGAUCGACGAUGACAGCCUGUUGGCUGUUGAGAUGCCACAGUCUAAGGCAAGGGAGGAACCAGAGGUGGAUUAUCUGGAGGGCAUGACAGCAGAGAUGUUUGGGAACGAUGAUGAAUUUGACCAAUGUGACAUUCAUAAUGAAGAAGAAGAGGUGGAGGCCCUUCCUGAUGCUCACUAUGGUCUCCUGGGCAGCAGCAAUGCCUUGCUGAAACCCCAGGGCUGCAUGGACGACCUUCCGGAGGAGGUGCUGAGAGAAGUACUGUGCCUCAUCCCGGCCCAGGACCUCUACCGCAACAUCAGCCUUGUUUGCCAUCGCUGGAGGAACAUAGUCGAAGAUGAAACGUUUGUGCCUUUCAAAAAAAAAUACUAUCGCUACAUGAUGACAGAGAGGCAAACAGUGCUGGAGGUCUUCUCCAUCCUGAAGAGCAGCGGCGUAACAGACUCGGCGUCUGCAGACCACAGCAUACGAAAGCUAGUUGUUUUAAUGGCUCAGCAUAAGGUUGGAGAGCGCGUGAGGCCAGAAGACGUUUUGGAGCGUGUAAAGAAACAUCGGCUUUUUCCUCAGGCUGAGGCCUCCAUCAGACUGCGUAUUCCUGAUAUUCAGAAGCACUUUAACCUUGGGAUUACGGGUGUGAACCCGUAUGCAGCCAUGGCCGUCAUACUGAUCCUGAGUGAGAGUGUUGGUGACGUGCAGGCUUUGGUGUCUCUGCUCAUGGGCUGCAUGUCACAUUUGGCUAUCACAGAGUACCUCUGCCACAUGGCCAUGAUGUUGCUUUCUUUAGAGAGGAACAAAAUCACUGUUAGUAACAGGUUGCAUUACAACAUCUACUAUGUCCUCCACCUGAUGGAGAAUGGUCCCUUCCCUGUCAGCUGCCCACAGAGCAGGCAGCCCCAGUUCCACCUCACUCAGGAACAGCAGCAGAUCCUCAGCCACAAUAUCCAGGAUGACCAUGUGGUUAAGAUAAUCGCAUUUGCAGGCUCAGCAGCAGACGGUGAUAUAAAGCUGACGUCAGGCCAUAGGGAAUUGAGAUGUGAAGUAUUAAUAGGUACAGGGAAGACUACCACACUCGUGAAGUAUGCUGAGCAGCGGCCACACCUCCGCUUCCUCUACGUGGCCUUCAACAAUUCUGUGGCUUCAGAGGCACGCCGCCGCUUCCCCAGCAACGUGGACUGCAAGACAGUCCACUCGUUGGCCUAUCAUGACGUGGGGAAGAGAUACAAAUUCCGUGAGAAGCUAGCCACUAGCUUGAAUCCAUUCACCAUCAGUUAUGUCCUGCCCAGUGGCCGCGGCGGCUUUACCAAGGCCAAAGUGGUUAUGACAACCCUCAAUGCCUUCAUGGCUUCAGCAGACCAAACCAUCACUGUAGAUCAUGUUCCCAGUUCUCAUGUAACUCACAAGGGCAACCGGAAGAUUAUAGAUGAACAUGAAAAAGUGUUGGUUGUCCAUGAUGCGCAGAGAAUCUGGAACAAAAUGAAAGAUCUGAAUGAGAAGUCAAAGGAAGCCUACUACAUGAUCCAUGAUGGUUACCUGAAGUUAUGGCAGCUCAGUGACCCAAAGCCUUGCUUGUCGGACGUAUACAAUGCCCUUUUCAUUGAUGAAGCUCAGGACUGCACUCCUGCCAUCAUGGAUGUGCUGCUGUCUCAGCGCUGCGGCAAAAUCCUGGUUGGCGAUCCCCAUCAGCAGAUCUACACGUUCAGAGGAGCUGUCAAUGCCUUGAACUAUGUUGAACACACACACAUCUAUUACCUCACCCAGAGCUUCCGAUUUGGUGCUGAGAUCGCCUACGUGGGCGCCACCAUCCUCAGAGUUUGUAAAGGAGUUCAGAAGAUUCUUGUUGGAGGAAAGCAGAAGGGCGGUGUGUGCGAUGAUGCUGCAGUCAGGGUUGUAGAGUCUGUGAGGGCAGGUACGUGUCAGAACCGAGGGAAGACGGCCAUCUUAUCCAGGUGCAAUUUCGGGGUUUUUAGCGAAGCUGUUCACCUUACAGACGCCAAUCCCAACUGCAGACUGCACUUCAUCGGCGAUAUAAAGAACAUCGGCCUUGACCGCAUAAUGGACAUAUGGUACCUGAUGCAGCAGCAACAGGAAGGAUAUGAAAGAACUCACUACUUCAAGGACCGCUUGAUCCGCUCAUUUGUCCGUCGGAACGAGAACCCCUUCUACACUUUAAAAAAAUAUGUUGAACAAACAGAAGACAAUGACCUCCACGCAAAGCUGACCAUCGUGGAAACGUAUCGGAAGCGAAUCCCCGAACUGGUGUCACGACUGAAGGCCUGUUCUCAAAGUGACUUCCAUGACGCAGACUUCAUAGUUGGAACCGUCCAUAAGGCUAAAGGUCUGGAGUUUGACACCGUGAUGGUCACUGAUGACUUUGCCAAGGUUCCCUGUUCUAAGCACAACCUGCGCCACAAUCCUGAUUUCUCGUUUGCUAAAAUCCCUGACGAUGAGUGGAACCUGCUGUAUGUGGCUGUCACGCGAGCCAAAACUACACUAAUCAUCACAAAAAAUAUCCUGCGCAUCAUCACGAUGGCUGGGGAGUACUUUUUAAAGUCAGAGAUGCCCAGUUCGCUGCUGAAGAGUGACCAGCCUCUGCCGUGCUCCAUCGCAAACUGCCCCAACUGCGUCACACCCGGCUCAGCCUUCAUCAUGCGGCGACAACAGAUGCGAUGUACCGACUGGUUGGCUCAAGGCGGGCCGCUGUGUGAGAGGUGCAUAUGGACCCGCAUCGGGCCCAUCGCCUUCCUCAUGACCGACGACGUGCUCUCAAUGGCUGAAAUACCGCAAAGACUCGACCUGCCGGUCCAUCACGCAUUUUUCCUGGAGCUUUUUUUCUGACUCUCAGCUUCAAGGAGCUACAGUGAUGCGGUCCUCUUGGGAAAAGAAAUCUAAGCGCUCAUAAGCAGGAUGCAGACAGCUUAGGCUUCAUGCUUGGUUAAACAGACUGAGAACUGAAAGCCUGUUUUUGUCUGUUCUGAUGACUUUUAUACCAUUUUUAUGUGUAUUUCAGAGAUUUUAUUUGAGUAUAGCCUCCAACCUUGUGUGACUGUUACCAUUUUCUUUUUGUGGAAGGAGAGUAUUAAAAAUAGUCCACAUUGUUUGCAAGCCAACCUCUGAGAUUUUUUUUCCCACCAGCCCUUCCUUUCUGGAGGCGCUGCCAGACAACAACUUCACUACUGCCAAGAAUCCACAUGCAGAUGUGUGAUUAAACAUUAAUACAUGACGCAUACUGAAGUGUGACGUUUAAGACAUCAAAGCAAAUAAGACAAUGCAGACACUAAACUGUUUUAAAAUGUGUUGUUAAUAAUCUGACUCUAUUUGGGAUAUGAGCCCAUCUGGUUUGUGUUCACUAA
Molecule: messenger RNA, 4092 nt
Organism: Archocentrus centrarchus (flier cichlid)
Lineage: Eukaryota; Metazoa; Chordata; Actinopteri; Cichliformes; Cichlidae
Gene: fbh1
Product: F-box DNA helicase 1
Exons: 22
Coding region: 281-3577 (1098 amino acids)
Biological process (GO): replication fork processing; double-strand break repair via homologous recombination
Cellular component (GO): nucleus
Molecular function (GO): ATP binding; protein binding; 3'-5' DNA helicase activity
Source: RefSeq, a predicted model, not a curated record